AUGCGUCGUCAUGCUUCAUGUGUCGCCAUUGAAAGUGUACGCAAUGUAUUAAUAGCGCUUGUUUCUCAUGUCCGGGUUUUAUUUAUAAUAGUCAGAAUAUCUGCUGAAGAAUUUGGAAGAAAAUUUGGGUCAGCCCCUGAUGCUCCAAUCAGUAACAGUAUUGAGGAUGCCGGAAACCCAGUUGCCAAGGAGGAAGGAAGUAUUGUUCAGACAAUUUUGGAGAUUGGAAUGCAGGUUCUCCCUGUAAUCAUUGAUACGUUGACCCGCAACACAGGACCCAGCCAAACAGACAGAAUAGAGGGGAUUGAUCUAAAUGGUGAGGACCCCUUCUCCAUGAAGAACAUCUUGCAGAUAGGUCUCAAGCUCUUCCUGGCCAUUGCCGGCGGUGGUAGCGGUAACGAUAAAUCAGACUCUUCUCCUGUCCAGGGAGUUCUGGAGGCUGUUAUUGGUGCUCUGGUUGGAGCAGAGGACAGACAGGAGGUUGCAAUUAUGGCUAAGCAAGCAACGGAGGUCAUCAACCUCGUCGUUCAACUGGUCGAGGCCCUCACAACCUCAAUAAGCCAGAGAAGCUUCUUCUAAUCAAUCAAUUAAUCAAUCAACAAAUUCAUUCGAUUUGAAUAAAAA
Messenger RNA from Eurytemora carolleeae, 624 nucleotides. RefSeq lists its product as uncharacterized. The transcript has 6 exons. The coding region runs from base 1 to 579 and encodes 192 amino acids. The record is from RefSeq and is a predicted model, not a curated record. NCBI's taxonomy places the organism in Eukaryota, Metazoa, Arthropoda, Copepoda, Calanoida, Temoridae.